GGUUUGUGGGCCUCCCCAACUGCUUCUACGGGCCCGCACGCGUGGUGUCCCUCCUCGGACAGGGUGAGAAGAGCUACGAGCUGAAGAUUGACGACAUCCCACGCGUUGAGACGUGGAGGAAAGGGCGCGGGCUGAUCGAGUUCCUUCGCGAGCCGGGCGACGUCUCCUUUUUCUUCCCAGAGGAAGGAGCUGGACCUGAUCACGCCUCGUACCUGAGCAUCGCCGACGAGCUGUGGCUCGGCAUCCUGCAAGCCAAGUGCCGCAAGAAGGUGCCAAACAAGGCACAUGCCCUGGGCACGCUCAACAUCCGGACCAUGUACAAAGGCGAGAAGAAUCCCGGAGAGAAGCGCAGCCAGCUGACGACUCUCCUCAAGCAGAGGGGCGUGAAGGGAAUCCUGCGAAUUCUCCUGGCGUACCCGGCGCAGGUUAAUGCGGCCAGCUAUGCCCAGUCCACGCUGAGGCGCUCUGAGCGGCUCCAGGCACUGGAGGGGAACGAGUUCGAGGUCGUGCAGCUGUGCAUCUCAAGGUCGAAUGCGGAGCACUACUUGACGGACGAUGAGCGGCACCACCUAGACUGCCUCAAGGACAUUUCUUAG
Messenger RNA from Klebsormidium nitens, 596 nucleotides. Lineage: Eukaryota; Viridiplantae; Streptophyta; Klebsormidiophyceae; Klebsormidiales; Klebsormidiaceae. The record is from the annotation of a GenBank genome assembly.